AUUCUUGAUUUUUAAAUAACUGGUUGGCGGCAUAUAUGUUCUCACUGUGUUCUUCUCUGCAAACAAAGCCAGUCAACUCAUUCAUGAUCGAAAAUUGAACAAUCCAAUUCAUGCCAAUCUCAUUCUCACUAUCCUUUCUUUCCACCCCACAUAACAAUUCAGUUUCAACUACAUGUCACUAUCACACUCUUCUUCUAACCACUUAUGCGCAUUACUCAAACUUUGCUGCGAAACCCGCAACUUCACCAAUGCAAAAAGUCUCCAUUCUCACAUCAUCAAAACCUUUCCAAACCCAGAAACCUUUCUCUUAAACAAUCUCAUCGCCUCCUAUGCGAAACUCAACUCCAUCACGUAUGCCCGCAGGGUGUUCGAUCAAAUACCUCACCCGAAUCUAUACUCCUGGAACACCAUUCUCUCGGCUUAUUCCAAAUUGGGCUUCGUUCCUGAGAUGGAAUACAUGUUUAAUAAAAUGCCAACACGAGAUGGGGUGUCGUGGAAUUCGAUAAUCUCGGGCUAUGCUGGUUGUGGCUCUGUUUAUCAGUCUGUAAAGGCUUAUAAUUUGAUGUUGAAGGAAGGUUCGUUUAAUUUGAAUCGGAUUACGUUCUCGACUUUGCUUAUACUUGCAUCGAAAAGAGGCUGUGUUAAAUUCGGUAGGCAGAUUCAUGGACAUGUAGUGAAGUUUGGUUUUAUGACGUAUGUUUUUGUUGGGAGUCCUUUGGUGGAUAUGUACUCGAAGAUGGGGUUGAUAGUUUGUGCAAGGAAGGUUUUUGAUGAGUUGCCUGAGAAGAAUGUUGUUAUGUAUAAUACUUUGAUAACGGGACUGAUGCGAUGCGGUAGGGUUGAGGAUUCGAAGAGACUGUUUUUUGAUAUGCGGAAAAGGGAUUCGAUUUCGUGGACAUCGAUGAUUACGGGGUUUACUCAAAAUGGGUUGGACAAAGAAGCGGUUGAUUUGUUUAGAGAUAUGAUAUUUGAAAAGAUGGAGAUGGAUCAGUAUACAUUUGGAAGUGUUUUAACUGCUUGUGGUGGUGUCGCGGCUUUACGAGAAGGAAAGCAGAUUCAUGGUUAUAUUAUUAGGACUGAUUAUAAGGAUAACAUAUUUGUUGCUAGCGCCCUUGUUGACAUGUAUUGCAAGUGUAAGAAUAUAAAAUCAGCAGAGACAGUUUUCAAAAAGAUGACUUGCAAGAAUGUUGUAUCUUGGACUGCAAUGUUAGUGGGUUACGGACAAAAUGGUUAUAGUGAAGAAGCUGUUAAAACUUUUAGUGAUAUGCAAAAACAUGGGAUUGAGCCAGAUGAUUUCACCUUUGGAAGUGUAAUUAGCUCAUGUGCAAACCUUGCCAGCCUUGAAGAGGGUGCCCAAUUCCAUGCUAGAGCUCUCAUUUCUGGCCUAAUUUCUUUUAUUACUGUUUCCAAUGCUCUUGUUACAUUAUAUGGUAAAUGUGGAAGCGUUGAAGACUCCCAUAAACUUUUUAGUGAAAUGAGCUUCAGAGAUGAAGUCACAUGGACUGCACUUGUUUCUGGAUAUGCUCAGUUUGGUAAAGCCAACGAAACAAUCAGGUUGUUUGAAAGCAUGUUAGCGCAUGGUUUAAAACCUGACAAGGUUACAUUUAUUGGGGUUCUUUCAGCUUGCAGUAGAGGAGGAUUAGUGGAAAAAGGAAAUCAAAUAUUCGAAUCGAUGAUUAAGAAACAUGGGAUUGUACCGAUUCAAGAUCAUUACACCUGCAUGAUUGAUCUCUUCAGUCGAUCUGGGAGGUUAGAAGAAGCGAAGACUUUUAUAAACAAUAUGCCUUUCAGUCCUGAUGCAAUUGGUUGGGCAACAUUGUUGAGUUCAUGUAGAUUCUACGGGAACAUGGAAAUUGGCAAGUGGGCAGCUGAGUUUCUUAUGGAAUUAGAUCCACAUAACACUGCUAGCUACGUCUUACUUUCAAGCGUCUAUGCUGCUAAAGGAAAAUGGGAGGAAGUUGCCAGAUUAAGAAAAGGCAUGAGAGAUAAGGGUCUCAGAAAGGAACCGGGAUGCAGCUGGAUCAAAUACAAGAACCAAGUGCACAUUUUCUCUGCCGAUGAUAAGUCAAAUCCAUUUUCAGAUCAAAUUUAUUCUGAGCUUGAAAAGUUGAACUACAAAAUGAUCAAAGAGGGUUAUGUGCCUGAUAUGAAUUCUGUUCUGCAUGAUGUUGAGGAUUCAGAGAAAAUAAAGAUGCUAAAUCACCAUAGUGAAAAGCUUGCAAUUGCCUUUGGAUUGUUAUUUAUUCCUCCUGGUCUGCCCAUACGAGUAGUGAAAAAUCUGAGGGUUUGUGGGGAUUGCCACAAUGCAACUAAAUAUAUAUCUAAGAUCACCCAAAGAGAGAUUCUUGUAAGAGAUGCAGCCCGGUUCCACUUGUUUAAAGAUGGAACGUGUUCAUGUGGAGACUUUUGGUGAUCAUGUAUUGAAGUCACUGCACAUGGGGUAGCAUUAUGUUCUUUUGUAUCUAUUAAACUUCUUCACUAUCCCCCAUUAUUCAUUUCUAUUAAAGUCGGCCGGGCAUAGCUCAACCUCUUAAAACAAGUUUUAAGACGAGAGAUGCCCAUUUUUUAUAAACAAUUUUAUAGUCUUAUCUCUAGUUAGUGUGACACUUGAGAUUUUACAAUAUGUCCUUUACACCUAACACUAAUGGAUUUGGUGAGUGGAUAAUAUAGUGGGUGGUAUCCAGUGAAUCUAUGAUAGACUUCGAUACCAUCAUAGAAUUGAGUUUAAUCCCACAUAACCGACUUUAAGGUUAGUGGUGCAUGUAUCUUAUAGAUUCUUUUUCAGAUCUUAUCACUAAAUAAUGUGAGACUUUGGUUAGCUUUUCCCUAUAAUUU
Molecule: messenger RNA, 2835 nt
Organism: Vicia villosa (hairy vetch)
Lineage: Eukaryota; Viridiplantae; Streptophyta; Magnoliopsida; Fabales; Fabaceae
Product: putative pentatricopeptide repeat-containing protein At1g68930
Exons: 1
Coding region: 173-2413 (746 amino acids)
Biological process (GO): RNA modification
Molecular function (GO): RNA binding; zinc ion binding; protein binding
Source: RefSeq, a predicted model, not a curated record